GCGGCGGGGAGCGGCCCCUCGCGAGCGGCGGCGGCCAGAGAGCGCCCGCGGGCUUCCGUAGCCGGCGCGCGGCCCGUCUCGCGCGGCCCCGCGGGGCGGCGGCGGCCAUGGCGGCGGCGCGCUUCGACUCGUCGGACCGCUCGGCCUGGUACGUGGGCCCGCUGUCGCGGCAGGAGGCGCAGGGCCGGCUGCAGGGCCAGCGCCACGGCGUCUUCCUGGUGCGCGACUCGUCCACCUGCCCCGGCGACUACGUGCUGUCCGUGUCGGAGAACUCGCGCGUCUCCCACUACAUCAUCAACUCGCUGCCCAACCGGCGCUUCAAGAUCGGCGACCAGGAGUUCGAGCACCUGCCGGCGCUGCUCGAGUUCUACAAGAUCCACUACCUGGACACGACCACGCUGCUGGAGCCCGCGCCCAGGUAUCCGAGCCCGCCGAUGGGCUCUGCCUCAGCACCCAACCUGCCUCCCACAGAAGAAAACGUGGAAUACGUGCGGACUCUAUAUGAGUUUUCUGGGAAUGAUCCCGAAGACCUGGCCUUCAAGAAGGGUGAGAUCCUGGCCAUCGUUGAGAAACCCGAGGAGCAGUGGUGGAGUGCGCGCAACAAGGAUGGGCAGGUGGGGAUGAUUCCUGUGCCUUAUGUAGAAAAGCUGGUCAGGUCUUCCCCCCAUGGGAAGCACGGAAACCGCAAUUCCAACAGUUAUGGGAUCCCCGAACCUGCUCACGCCUAUGCCCAGCCUCAGACGGCCAAUCCUCUGCCAGCGGUCUCCAGUCCUCCGGGGGCAGUGAUGAGCCCCCUGCCCUCCACCCAGAAUGGACCUGUCUUUGCAAAAGCAAUUCAGAAGAGAGUCCCGUGCGCCUAUGACAAGACUGCCUUGGCCUUAGAGGUGGGUGACAUUGUGAAAGUGACAAGAAUGAACAUCAAUGGUCAGUGGGAAGGAGAAGUCAAUGGCCGCAAAGGGCUCUUUCCUUUCACACACGUCAAGAUCAUUGACCCUCAAAAUCCAGAUGAAAACGAGUGAUUCCUGUUACCCACCGUAUGCUGCUGCUGCUCCUGCUUCAUGUUCUGGCUCUCAUUAGUAGCAUCCUCUGAAAUGGGAUUCCAUUCUCUCUCACAGGCAAGCUAGGGAGCCUGGCCCAGCUCUCCAGCUUGCUUCCGUUCGGUGGUCUUUUCUACACAUCUGGAAUGCACACAGCUGGCAGCCUUCGGCCAUCGUAUCGUCGCUGGAUUGUCUCAGACUUAGCCAAUUGUAGGAUCUUUUUGGAGUUUAGCUGGAAAGCCCUAGCGGAACUACACAGGAAAAAAGACAUUGAGGAAAGGGUCUGUUUCCCUCAUUCGGAUGCUCUCUUGGCUUCAUCCCGUCAAAUUCAGUUGAAGAAAGAAAGCAUUUGGCAAUUAUACUUGAACUUGAUGCAUAGCUCGCCCUCCAACUUGGUGUGCCAUCUUCAUCUUGUUGUUGAGAGGAGAAAUCAUGGAACUAGAAGAUGAGAGAAUUCUGUCCUAUCACAGUAAAAGCCGAAUUGGGACUUGGGAAAAGAAUCAUUGGAAUUGUGUAUUCUGAACAGUUAUAAAUUAUGAGUUUUCUCAGUACAGGGGAUUCUGCUUGCCUCUGAGCUUCGAAGGUGAAGUUUCUUUGAUUUAAAGAAAGAACUACAUUGAAGCCAAGGCCCAUCUUUAUGUCACGUCUUCAUUGUUGUAAAUGGUAGCCUGUUUUGCCAUGUGGUAAACAAACAAAAAAACCCCAUUAUAUUUAAUUCCAACUUUCCAAGUGUUGUAAACGGUAGAAAACAGACUUCAAGGAGAGAUACGUCCUUUUACUUCUCCCUAGUGAAACCAUCCUGAAUCUGCACAUGCACACAUACAUACACACACGGAGCCAUUUCUUUCUUUUUUUUUUUGGUCUGCUUUCAAUGAAUGCCCAUUUUAAAGGUGAACCAGCAAGAACUUCCCUAAGGGAGAUUGUUCUCUGAGCCUAGGAGUUGGAUCCACCUCUGUGGAAAGUGAGCAAUCUCCUUGCCCUUUGAGAGGCUGGAGAGAGCAGUCAGGCUCCAGGCUGUAUCUAGGUUGCAUUGUCACCAGCUGGAGAUACCCAGAGUUUGGGUUCCUCUUGGGCAGACUCAAGGGAUCCAGGAAAAGCAGGGUACUAGUUGGCUAGACCUACCAGGAGAGCUUUUGUAAUGCAGGAUAAUCUUGUUAGAUUUUUUUAAAAUACCCUUGAUUACACAUGGCAAUAGGAAAAGGCAUUCAGACUUGAUCUGUUGCAAAUAUGCGACUUGGGAAAUUUUAACACACUUACAGAAAUUCAAACUUUUAAUAUUAUUUUCUGCCAGAUAUUAGUAAAAGGAAAGGCAGAGGUUCAAACAGAAAAUCAGCACUGACUAUAAACAUAGAAAGAGCCCCUUAAUUAGUACAUUUGGUCUUUUGGUCUGCCCUUCCUACUGACUUAUUUUUUUUAGUCUUUAUAUAUUUGCAACUUAGAAUGUGUUCUGUGUUUUUGAGCCAAAGCUCAUAGACUCUUGGAUUGUUACAACUGGAAGAGAUGCAGCAUAGAAUUCCUCGCCACAAAACAAGCCAAGUUUUAUAGCUGAGGAGACUGAGGUCCAGAAGGGAGGGUUGAAGCCCAGAAGCCAGCUCUGCUUCCCCCUGCGCCGCACAUAGGACAGAAGAGGUGGCUGCCCAACAGCCGAGUUCAGCACGGUUGCGCUCACGAGCAUUGCGAAAUUCACGAAGAAACUUGAACGAUAAAAUUGAGAAAUUUGAGCCGAUCGGAGUUGGCCUGGGUUUUCCCAGCCGAUGACUAGUCCCCAUAGGCUGUGUGUGCAAUGACCUACUUCAAAAAUGCCUUUUCUUCAGCCAACAUUUCCACAACUACUUGAAGCUAUUUAUCAAUCUGUCCUACUGAAAAUGUGCCCGUUCUGGUUCCCCUCCUCUGCCAAAAGCCAAGGUCCAGCACGGUGUUUGCCUCGAACGGCCCCAGGAUCAGCCUUGAAUCCAUUCAACCCUUUUGUGCGUUCACUGUCAGACUUGCCCCUGGUCACACCUUCCAAAGAGUCUCCUUCCCAGCCCCGGCAAUCUGUGAAAGGGGAAAGCCCAUCUGGUUUCUGAAAGACACAAAGUGCUCCCUGGGCCAUGUCUAACUCCAUUUCGCAGCGAGCCCCUCGGUCCUCCCGAGGAGUCAGGGCUUGCUUGCACGCUAGUUGUAGAUGAAUUUUCCUUUGACUUGCUCUUCCUAGUCAUCAUCUUGUCCUGUGUGGGUUCAUGUAGGUCACCAAGCAAUAGAUCAGAAAAUGUUGGAGGGCAAGGGGGUAACCCCCUUAUUUAUUCUUUACACUAAAAUGCACAGAUCCCCCAAGGAGGUACACGUUUCUAGUGCUGCAGAGCAUGUUUUGGAGCCCAGGAAGCAUAAUCCAGGAUCUGUGAAGAGGCUGAGCAGAGUCCUAGAGACCAGGACUCUUAGAACUGGAAUGGACUGGGGAGAGCGCUCUGUUCUGUUCUGGGAGAAAGCUGGAUUUGGAGCCAAGCCCUGGGGGUUGAGUCUCGCCUCAGCUGCUCUCCGACUUGGUCACUGGAGGCAAGUUCCCUCCUCUAUGGGACUGGAUGCCUUUUUAGUGUCCUUUCUAACUCCUAAAUUGCUCCAAUCCUAUGAGCCUAAGUCACCGCCACAUUCUGCAGAAGAAGGGGUGUGAGAGAAGUUCAGAAGGGACAGGCCCUGCGAGAGCCUCCCAUGGCCUGGCCCCAUUCUGAGUGCCCCCCUCAGCUCGCAGACACAGUUUCCCAACGGUCCUGUCUGCUGUGAGUCUGUUCUCUGCCCUGGGAGGAUUGCAUGCACUCCGUGGGCAAGCGUUUCCCUCUGAGCCACUGCUUGUGCUGCUUGCUACCCUCCCUGCUUUGUGUGUCGCCCCGAUCUCUGGGUGUUCUGUGAGCCAUCACUGUGGUUCUGUUGGGACUUGGUGUCCCGAGGCUUUGGAUUCAAUGCACUGUUAAAGGGCUCACGCACCACCCCUUGUUCUUCUGUCAUUUGUGGACUAAGAGGGAGCUCCUGGCCCUUUGAGUUUCACCCAGAUCCCCAGUCCAAGUUGACGAGGUGGGUGAUGUCGCCUAACUUGGGUCAUUAGUCCCAUGUGCCUGUCUUCUGCUUCUGGCUUGGUCUCAAAGGGAGACUCACUCCCCAUGCCCCUGGCUCCCUGGGCCUGCGCUCGGCUACUCCAACUGCUUGGGAGGAGCCCAGGGACAGUGGGUCCCGGGGCCUCGGACCCAAAGCUGCUCAGCUGCGUCUGGGGAAGGAGACGGCUGUGGAGUUUGGUUUUCACACAGCCUUGCCAACUAACGCCGAGGAGCACGGGGCCCUGGGACAAGGGCGGUCCGUGGUGCCGGCCUCAGGCGCCCAACUUUUUCCUCAGCAGAUGAGGUCCCUCUUCACGAGGGACGGCUGCUUGGCUUCCGAGAUGGGCGUCACUGUGCUUUCCAGCCCCCAACGGGACAGAUGAUGACUCUUUCAACCUGUAACUUAAAAAUCAUGAACUUCAGGCAAUAAUAUUUUCUGUGUAAGCUUUUAAAAUUAUUUUUGGGGGAUCAUAGCUUGUUUUAUUUUGUGCUAUAAAAUUAACAGUAUUAAAUGACUUCUAUUCUUAGAAUACAUCGAGUGUCUUUUCUUAACAGAUUAGUGCCUUUUUAUUUUCCUACUCCAUUGAUUCCAUAGUACUGGGCCCAACAUCAAAGCCAGUGUUUUCAGUGGCCUGUUUGUACACUGUCUGAAUAAACCUUGCAUCAAUUCGAGGCA
This is a messenger RNA of Sarcophilus harrisii (Tasmanian devil), 4778 nucleotides long. It is a transcript of the gene CRKL, whose product is annotated as CRK like proto-oncogene, adaptor protein. NCBI's taxonomy places the organism in Eukaryota, Metazoa, Chordata, Mammalia, Dasyuromorphia, Dasyuridae. The coding region runs from base 108 to 1019 and encodes 303 amino acids. Gene Ontology annotation, biological process: positive regulation of ERK1 and ERK2 cascade. The record is from RefSeq and is a predicted model, not a curated record. The transcript has 3 exons. Gene Ontology annotation, molecular function: protein binding.